This is a messenger RNA of Carassius gibelio (silver crucian carp), 2396 nucleotides long. RefSeq names its product regulator of MON1-CCZ1 complex-like. Gene Ontology annotation, biological process: regulation of autophagy. The record is from RefSeq and is a predicted model, not a curated record. Bases 109 to 2076 code for a protein of 655 amino acids. The transcript is spliced from 20 exons. Lineage: Eukaryota; Metazoa; Chordata; Actinopteri; Cypriniformes; Cyprinidae. Gene Ontology annotation, cellular component: late endosome membrane; lysosomal membrane; Mon1-Ccz1 complex.
UUGAGCAUCACAUGACUGCCUCACUUUCACGGACACGGAAGUGGAAACACUAGCUAAAGUACGAACACAAAGCUGCAGAAUAAACGACUUUAAGUUACAUAAAACGAUAUGAGUGACGAAUAUUAUCUAGAGCUCAGUGACAACCCCGUGCAGUUUGAGAACGCGUCCAGCGUCAACAAUGUGUUUUUCGACGAGGCGAAUAAACAGGUGUUUGCUGUACGAUCUGGCGGGGCCACAGGUGUUGUGGUUAAAGGGCCAGAUGACAAGAGCUCAGUGGCUUUCAGAAUGGAUGACAAAGGAGAGGUGAAGUGUAUCAAGUUCUCACUGGGGAACAAAAUCUUAGCUGUGCAGCGCACUACAAAAUCAGUUGAUUUCAUGAACUUCAUUCCUGACUAUCCAUACUUGGAAUUUUCCCAUGAGUGCAAGACAAAGAAUGCCAACAUUCUGGGAUUUUGUUGGACCAACUGGAACGAGAUUGUAUUUGUUACUGAUCAAGGAAUAGAAUUUUAUCAGGUGCUGCCCGAUAAACGAACCCUGAAGCUCUUAAAGAGCCAGAGCAUCAAUGUGAACUGGUACAUGUACUGCCCAGAGACGGCCGUUCUUCUCCUUUCCACCACUGUACAGGGUAAUGUGCUGCAGCCAUUCGCUUUCAAGAGCGCGACCAUAUCAAAGAUGUCCAAGUUUGAGAUUGAACUGCCAGCGGUGCCCAAACCAGCCAAACUCAGCCUCUCUGAGCGUGACAUCGCUGUGGCUACAAUAUAUGAUCAGCUGUAUGUGAUGUAUCUGAAGCAUCACUCUAGAACCACCAACAGUCCUGGAGCCGAGGUGGUCCUCUAUCAUCUGCCCAGAGAAGGCACAUGUAAGAAGACCAAUGUGCUCAAACUAAACACCACGGGUAAGUUUGCGCUGAAUGUGGUGGAUAAUCUAGUUGUGGUGCACCAUCAGAGCUCACAGACUUCACUCAUUUAUGAUAUAAAACUGAGGGAAUUAGAUGGUGCAUUAAAUGUGCAUCAGCCUGUGCUUCCGGCUCGAUCCAUCAACCCCUACAAGAUUCCUCGUUCAGGACCUGCAGCCGCUCCAAGUCAGGCCCCGGUGCCCUGUGAACUCUACUCAUCUUCCUGGAGUGUUUUUCAGCCAGAUAUCAUCAUCAGUGCCAGUGAAGGAUAUCUGUGGUACCUCCAGGUGAAGCUGCAGCCUACGCUGAAUCUCCUGCAGGAUAAAGGCAAACUCAUGGACUUCCUGUUGCGGAGACGAGACUGCAAAAUGGUCAUCCUGUCUGUAUGCUCGCAAAUGCUUACAGAAGGAGAUAAAGGGAACCUGUCUGUGGUGGCCACAGUGUUUGAUAAACUCAACCAAGUGUACAAAGAGUACUUGGAUGCAGAGCAAGCGUAUACUGCAGCUACGGAAUCAGGGCCCAGUCGCUCCAGCACUUCUUAUAAAAGGCCGGUCCGGACUCAAGCGGUGAUAGACCAGUCAGACAUGUACACACACGUGCUGUCUGACUUCACUGAGAAGAAGGAAGUGAAACAUAAGUUCAUCAUUGCAGUUCUCAUGGAGUACAUUCGCUCUCUUAACCAGUUUCAGAUCCACGUUCAGCAUUAUUUGUAUGAGCUAGUCAUCAAAACUCUUGUCCAGCACAACCUCUUCUACAUGCUGCACCAGUUUCUUCAGUACCACGUCCUGAGCGACUCCAAACCUCUGGCCUGUCUGCUGCUGUCUCUGGAGAGCACAUAUCCCGCUGCUCACCAGCUCUCUCUAGACAUGCUGAAGAGGCUCUCGACCGCUAAUGAUGAGAUCGUGGAGGUUCUUCUGUCCAAGCAGCAGGUUUUGGCCGCGCUGCGUUUUAUACGAAGUGUCGGCGCCCACGAUAACAUCUCCGCUCGGAAGUUUCUAGACGCCGCGCGGCAAACAAACGACACCAUGUUGUUCUACACCAUCUUCCGCUUCUUCGAGCAGAGGAACAUGCGCUUGCGUGGUAAUCCUGGUUUCAACCAAGGAGAGCACUGUGAGGAGCAUGUGGCCUACUUUAAGCAAGUGUUUGGAGAGAACGCUUUGAUGAAACAAGCCACGGCAUGAAAGACUACAGUGAGAGCAGGAACAAUGGUUUAUCGAGGAGGAAACGGUAUUGCUUUGAGCAGAAUGAAAACCUUAUGAAGCUCACAUGAACACCAGAGAGAGUUAAAAGAGACACUUUAUAGUCUUAUAUGCAUGUUUGCUAUGAAGUACAGAUGGUUUUGGCAGGAUAAAGCAAUAACAGAAAGGAUUACUAAUACCAACACAAUUCAAAAGAGCGCUCAACUAACUGGUCUGUACUGUAUGCUUAAAAUGUAUAUAUAGUAAAAAGAAAUCUCUUGAUAUAUAAUGUGUAUAUAUAAUAAAUAGAAUAUGUACAUAUA